AGUCAAUCUGACCACGACCGGCACUUACGGUCUCGCAGGGGCCCGGGGUUUCGUCUUCGAGCCCGAAGCCUGGCUGGUGCUGCUGUCACUCUCGUUGUUUGACAUGAGAGCGGUGCUGGGGUGUGUCGGUGUUGCGUAUGUAGAUGUGCAGUUUGGAUGGGUGGCUUUAUGUUCGCGCGCGCUGGGUGGUGAGCGUAUGUGAUCUAGAUCGGCCCGUGCUUCUCGGGGAAAGCCAGACAAGCCCUAUUCCGAUUCGCGGAGAUAAUGAUGGAGUGGCCAACGGGGGCAGCAGGCAGCGUAGCGAGGAUGUGCAGCCCGCCCAGCGAGGAGAUUUUGUCGGACUCAGAACUAGCAGGCGUCCUCCUCGUCGCGUCUUCUGUCUUGACCGCUCGACAGCACAGGCGCCCGGCGGAGGGUCCGCGAUCUGAAACCCAUUCAUCCGCCGAGACAAUAAGUCGC
Molecule: messenger RNA, 459 nt
Organism: Fomitopsis serialis
Lineage: Eukaryota; Fungi; Basidiomycota; Agaricomycetes; Polyporales; Fomitopsidaceae
Exons: 1
Coding region: 144-428 (94 amino acids)
Source: RefSeq, a predicted model, not a curated record